Molecule: messenger RNA, 1206 nt
Organism: Paraphaeosphaeria sporulosa
Lineage: Eukaryota; Fungi; Ascomycota; Dothideomycetes; Pleosporales; Didymosphaeriaceae
Exons: 3
Coding region: 124-1104 (326 amino acids)
Biological process (GO): regulation of DNA-templated transcription
Cellular component (GO): nucleus
Molecular function (GO): DNA-binding transcription factor activity, RNA polymerase II-specific; zinc ion binding
Source: RefSeq, a predicted model, not a curated record
GGCCGUCCAUAGUCUCGAUGCCACAGCGCCCAACUAACCAAGAUGUCCAGGUGCGGCUUAGGCUGUAAGACUGCGGGGCUGACAUCCAGCUGCAUGUGCUAAACUCGAUCCUCCGCUGCGGCAAUGAACGGCACCAACGGCUUCAAUCACGGCAGCCCUCAGCCGUUGGCCCAGCGAACAUGUUCACAAUGCAAGUCUAGCAAGAAGAAAUGCGACAAAGUGCUGCCGAAGUGCGGUCGCUGCUUGCGACUUUCCAUAGACUGUUUGUAUCCUGAUCUCGAGAAAACGCAUGAGUCGGAAACUGGAAAUGAAGCCAACGAUAGCCGAUUCGACGAGGUGUUCGAACGGCUGAGGAGAAUCGAAGCUCAAGUGUUUUCACCCCAAUCAGCUGCACAGAAUGGCACCGAUUCACAAAGAUCGCUCAUUGAGCUUGCGGUAUCUCACGGUGUUGAAAGCCCUAAUCCUACAAAUUGGACGCUCGAACCAGGAACGCUCAAACCACAGUAUAUGUCCUUGAUACUGUGGCAGAGCAUACUGGCCACGCUGGAUGAACACAAAGCCACCAUCCAUGGCAUAAUGCGGGUCUAUAUUACGCAGACAGACCAAUGGCUGCCUAUGGUGUCUAAUAGAAAGUGGCAGAAAGAACUCGCUUUAUUUGGAACACUGCUCUCGUCCGAUAGGUUUGUACUGCUGGCUUUGGCAAUGCACCUAGUUGUCUCGCCGCCAGCUGAUCACCCUCCUGCUGCUUCGCUUGCCGAGUCGCCCUGGUAUCGGAAGUGCAAGUAUCUUUUCCAAUAUUAUGUGGGGUUCAAGGAGCCAAACAUCGAGAUGGUGCAAGCUGGGAUGCUGAUCGCGCUUUUUGAGUUCAAUCAAGACAUUCAGGAUCGAGCUUUAACGACGUUGGGGACAUGUGCCCGACUAGCGUACUUGCUCGACUUUGAUGAAGUUAUGGCAAAGCACGCUGCACGAAACUUGGGUAUUUCAACAUGCCCCCAAAAAUCAUGCCAAAAGCCCAAUGCAUGCCCCUUCAUUUCGACAACAGCCCCUCAUGCGAUUGUGCCAGCCCCUACGAAGGGCCAUCCGUCUCCAACUUCUCCACCGUAGAAAUCGAAAGACUCGCUCGAUGUGUCUACGAAUACGACGCCGCACAACGCUUGGGGCGCGUGCAGAAAUUUAUUCGCGACAACCGCUACGUGUCGAUGUCGC